Messenger RNA from Funneliformis mosseae, 423 nucleotides. Lineage: Eukaryota; Fungi; Glomeromycota; Glomeromycetes; Glomerales; Glomeraceae. The record is from the annotation of a GenBank genome assembly.
AUGGAUGUAAAUAGCCAUGAAAUCGAUAAAUUAAAAGUCUCAGAUACGAAAUGUUCUUAUUGCGGUAAUCCAUUUGCCAAGAAAUUAUGGUGUAAAGAAUGUGAUCCUUGGUGUAUGAUUGAAGGAUGGACUAGUGGAAAUUCCGAUAUUGAUAAAUUCAUGAAAGGAACGAUAUAUGAAGCAAGAAAUAAAGAAUGUCGUCCAAGAUUUCUUGAAUGGGUGCCUUUUUAUAGAUUCACAGGUAUAAAAGAAAUUAGUGAAGGAGGAUUUUCCAAAGUGUAUUCUGCAACAUGGAUCGAUGGUGAAUCGAACUUUUAUAAGCAAGAUGACGGAAGUUGGAAAAAGUUUGAUCCUAAACCUAUGAAGGUUGCUUUGAAAAGAUUAAAUGGAUCACAGGAUAUGUCAGAUAAUUAUUUUAGUGAG